UGAAGAUAGUAAAGGCCAAUGAUGAUUUGUUCUCCAAUAAAAUACUAUAUUAAAUUACAUUUUAAAAUGUAUUUAUACAUUAUUUCAAAUAUGUAAGGUGAGGGUAAGAAAAGUCUUUGUCUGGAGGGAUUGAUUAGAUUACAUUCCAACUGAAAUAGAUGAAGCAUGUAAAUUAAAGUAUCCUAAUAUCAGUGACAUAUUUGCAUUGUCUGACACUUCGGUUGACACAGUUAUUCUCCUAAGACUCUCAUUACACUAUGAGACAAAUAUGGAACAUGGAUUUUAAGUUUUUUCACACUGAAAUUUUAAUUAACAAACACACACAUCCAGUAGAGGUAGAAAUGGGGUCAGGAGUUUGUAGCAUGAUUUUAUCAUUCAUGCAUUCAUGAGUAUGGAGAGAUUUGGCUCUACCACUUUAAUCUUCCCUUAGCUGCCCUUAAGCUUGCUUAGCAUAGACAAUAGUGUUAAUUAUUCCAUGCAUCUUUCCUUCAAACCCUUUACGUUCACGUAUGUUUAUGCAACAAUCAUGGAAGUGCCCAAAACACACAGUCAUUAAGAAAAUUCACCACACAAGCAAGUGGUAUUGCAGGUAUGCCAGUGACUGUUUUUAAUGACAGUUAGGGUCAUGGAGGGUAAUACGUUUUUGUCUGUGAAAUAGCACUUGGCAACGGACUUUUCUUGUCCUCCCCUGAUUGAUCCCUUUUGAAAACAUCAAUAUAAGUUGCAUAUCGUAAUAUUUAUAGAUGUGCUGUGGUGUAUGCCAUGUCAAGUUGCUGUUGUCCCAAUUUAGACACUUUUUACUGUUAAUUAUGGGUGUGCACACAUAUGCAUGCUAGCAGAUAGCCUCUGAUGUGUUAGUUUAGUGCAGGCCCACUCACUGAGGUCAACAUGUGAUAAAUAAGCUAUGACAACAGUAAUGAGUAAAACUCUUAAGUUCAGCACAUUUCUGCACUUCCACGAACUUAAUGAGUGCAUGGACAAGUUUUUGCCUGGGAGCUGUUAUUGGGGUUCUUUUGAACACGUUUUUACUCACGAAAUGUAGAAUGCAAAGCAAGCAAUAAUUUUAGGAAUAAAAAAAACCUUUCAGUUUGCUAACAAUGCAAGAAUUAUGCUUUGCCUUGAACUAUAAAAGGCUGGCCUGUUUAGCAGUAUAUUUACUUAUUUUAAUGUUUACCUUUUUAAGUUGUAAGUGCAUGACAUGUGACAUUAUAUCAAAAUAUUUGUUUAAGGCUAAAGCCUCGCCUGCAUCACUAAAAAGGUUUUUCUCGUGCAAUGCUCACGGGACUGAAAGUGUUAAGUGUCUGACGUCACCGUUCCCGGGGCGGUGACCUUAAAGGUGGGGGGAAAUCUUUGCUCUAGGGAUGAGUGGGAAGUGCGCCUCGCUUUCAAGGCAAAUAUCUUAUUUUGGAUGUUAAAACAUAGAGAUUCUGUACAAACUUGUUUAUAAGAGUCGGGCAUUGCAUUUCUUUCAGGACAUAUGUAUUUUGUAAUGGAUUGCCCGAGUUUCUUCAAGGUAAAUCUGUAGCUCUUAAAGUAAACAAUCUAUCGAAGCGAAUGUGAGUGUGUGGUGUUUCUGCAACUGAUCUUACCACUGCUCUACAUGUUCGAACUCGUCGUAGGCACAUUUAAUUUAACUAAUGCAUUUUACAGCAUGCGUAUGAUUCUGUUGCAAUCAUUGUAUCAAAACAACGAAUGCUUCUCAUUACAGCACAAAUGCACAUUACGAAACAAAAUCGUUACAAGCAGUUAUUGGCUUGAAACCUGAAAGUUGUGUUUGGUCGCCGAUGGGUUAAAAUCUCAGGGUUUGCGAUCCACAAGCUGUGUUUUUAUUUUCGCCAAGUUAUCAAAUGAGAAGGUUUACUUUAGUUUGAUUAACCUGUGUUGUUUCUGAAGACAUGUGAAAAAGUCCAAUAUGGUGGAGAAGAUUUGAUGAAGUGCAUGCAAGCUCUCCGCGAGACAGAAAGGAGGAAAGGGGGUCGCUUUUCCCCUGGUCUUUUCCAAUGUCCCGUUCAGAGCAAACGUGCAAAAAAAGGUGUGUUAAAGAGUUUGGGUAUGCUCACGAGACACGUGCCCCCUCCCCUAAUUAAAUGAUGCAAAAUGCAAAGGUCUGGAUAUGAAAGCAGAUUAAAUUUCGUUCGUCUCUACAUCAGUUUUCUUUAUGAAAUUUAAUGUCACUGAGCUCUAUUGUGGGAGAAGAGGACGCGUCAUGCAGCCACAAAUUUGUGAUUAUAGAGGCUCGAGGAGGCAGUUGGCUCUAUUCUGACGGAUUUGCUCCAUACGUUCAGAUAGAUCUUUUACAUUAUAGCAGAAGCCAGAAUCCAAGUCAUCUUUUAUACAGCAUUAAAUCGGAAGGGUUUAAGGAUUUUUUUUUUUACCGGACUAGAUUAUGGUUAAGUACUCAUGAUAAAUUAAAUAACCAUUUUCCCCCAAGCUGUUAGGAUUGGAGGCUCUACACGAGGAAGGGGCACUUCAGAAGGAUUUUUCGAUAUCAAAGAUUUGAAUCCAGUGCACUGGCGCAUUUUUCCCAUUUUGCAUAAAUCAAUAGCUAUAGUCGUUGCUCAAAAAAUAUUUGCUGUCCGGAUGGACUACCAUUUUUAUAGAAAACAUGACCUGGACAUACUUUUUUGGCCGUCAAAGCCACAACGGUGCUGAUUGCAAGACCUAGGCGAAACUCUUUACGGGAUUAUAACAUCUUGUUCGGUUCGGUUCUCGUGGUUUUCCGCUCUGGAUUUCGGAUUUAUCGCUUUUUUUAUCGAGAUGGAAGGCCGGGAUUUCGCCCCUCCGCCGCACCUUCUGGCAGAGCGAGGCGCGCUGGUUCACAGAGCCGCCUCGAGGAUCACUCCUACCGGGCACACGACAGUGCAGCAUCCCGGUCACUUUCAACCUGGGAAAUAUUACCCCUCACACAUACCGAUACCUCCACAUUCAGGCAGUGGACUGAUAGGGAACUCCUCUGCCUCCUUCAUGGGUACAUUUCUGGCCAGCAGUCUGGGUUCUCCCCCCUCCCACCCAGCUGGACCCCCAUCUUCACCUUCAUCUCCACCCUAUCGGACCAGACCUCACUCCACAACCCCAUCACAGAUCUGGUUUCCCCACUCACAUGAAGCCCCAGGGUAUGCCCGCUUUUCAGGGAGUCUAGCCCCCACCUUCCUACCCAUGAGCCCCCUGGAUCACCAUGGCAACAGCAGCGUACUCUAUGGACAGCGUUUUUAUGACACUCAGAAAGAUUUCUAUCUACGAGGCCUCCCUUCGCAACCGCACCUUCUCUCCACCAAUCACAGCCUCCCACCACUAUCUCGGACUGCCCCUGCCCAUCUGCUGGAGUCCUGUAGUCGGGAGAGGGACUCUGGGAGCGCAGCUUCCCAAAAGAGCUCCAAAGAGACAGGUGUAGCGGAGCGAAGAGCAGCACCUGGAGGAAAAGAGAAAGAAAAGAGUAAACAAGACUCUAAGCAGGAUCUCCAGCACCAUGGUCCACCACUUCACACCCUUCAUCACCACCACCACCAGCACCAUCACUCCCAAAGCUUAGAAGAGGACCUCCGUCACAAAGGCGACCCCAAGCACCUUAGCUCCUGCCUGCUUAGCACGAAGACCCAGAAUGGCUCUGACCAAGGGGCCACAGCCAGGGGCUCCCUGCCUAGUUGUGUAGGGCCAGGAGCCUCUGGUCUGGGUACUGGUCGGCAGCCAGGUGGGGAAGGUCACUGUUGUAAGGAGGGGGUCAGUGGAGAGAUGCGAAUUAGUGAGCCAACCUCAGAGUGUCUUCGCCACAGUGCCAUGCUGGGCCAUGCCCACCCAAUGCCCUACUCAAUGCCCCAUCCCUUAGGCAUUGGCUCUGCUGUGGGAGGAUCUUGGCUCCAUCCAAGUCAUCCACACCAUCACCAUCCUCAUCAUCCCCAAACAGAUCUCUUCUGCCCACCUCCCCCUGCCCCGCUCAACAUGCCAAAUGCUCAGGAAAAGAGCCUGGCUCCUGGAAAAGGCAGGGACUCUGAGGUGACAGGGCCUACCUUUGUGCCAUCCGUGGGGCCACUGGGGGACAAAAACAAUGGACCGUUCCAACUAGGGAACCCUCACUGCCAAGGUAUAGGGGGUGGAAUUGUGGCAGCUGGGGGAGGUGUUGGAGGAGGUGUGGGGAAAGAAACCAAAACUCCUGAGAGGAGUAGCAGUGGAAGUCGAACAGCUCCACCUGCGCCUCCCCACAUGCCUCCUCCUAGUAGCUGCCAAAGAAAAUCUUCCCAACAGCAACAUGCAUAUGGUAAAGCAGACAAGAGCUCAGAGUGGCCCCCCGGCCCACUUUCACGCACACACGGGGUUCAGCACAGUCAUAAUCAGCAUUCCAAUUCGGUUCGGUCAUGUAGCUUGGACAGCAAUGAGGAAUCAGAUACCUUUCGUCCUUCUCUUCCACUGGGGACGAAGGGUGGCCACCAAGCUAAGAGUAGCAUAUAUGCCAGCACUCCACCAUUUCGGGACUGUUCUCAUUCAGGUCUAUCAAACAGGGCUUCUUCUGAAGGUAAAGGUGGAACUGAAAGUGAGUGUAGUCUUCAGAGAAACAGUCAGAGAGUUGCACGGAUACGUCAUCAGCAGCAUGGUAACAGGGGCAGCACUGGUGGGCUGGAGCCUAGCGACAGUGCACAAGAAAAAAGUACUACAGAAUACAGCAGGCAUCAGACUGGCACUCAUCCCUCCUGGGAAGUGCGAGGACACCAGACUCGGUCAGAUGAAGAACAGCACAAGACGUUCAACUCUCUGGGUGCCAGCUCCCAGACUUCCCGUGGGGACCAAGGGCCUCUUCAACCCUUGACGUCCCCACAGGAGUCCACAUUGGGGCCCCAAGGACCUGAAAGCAAUGCCAUGAGGAAUCUGAUGAAGUACAGCAGCCAGCAACCACUGCUGUUCUCUCAGAAGAGCCCGUUUGGUGGCUUGGGCUGCCUCAAGCAGGGGGCAGCUCCUGGGGAAAGGAGUGAGAGAAAUUACAAAAGUUCGAGCUGUGCUCUACAAGAGGCGAAGCAGAUUCUGCCCCCCAGGAGAGCUUCAUCAUCUGGGGAGAACGAGCAUUCAGAGCGAGUGGGCAAGGACUCCGGGGAAGCUCAAGGGGAGGGAGAGGUACGGCAGCCCCCUGUGGGGAUAGCAGUGGCCGUUGCCAGGCAGAGAGAGCCCCUGUGCCGCCUGUCAGAUGGGCAUCCCACCCACAGCCACCAAAGCAGAGUGAUGCCCAGCAUGAAGGGUGUUGGAUGCCCCAUGUAUCCGCUGGAUCAGGAUAUGGAUAAGGAACGAAAACGAGUUUGUGAGGAACAACUUGGACUUCCUCAGUUCGACAGAGAGAGAGAGCUCCUCCUCAGGGAAAACAAAGACAGAGUUGAGUUUACCAGGAUCCACCACUCCAGUAGUUGCCAUGGAGAUCUGACCUCGCACCUUAUUAUGCCAGGCAGUAGCCAACUAGGCACUGAGUCAUCUGCUCAUGCCCACUCCGCCCAUCAUCACUGGAUGCCUCGGACAGGAAGUCCCUCCCUUUGGAUGGGACACUCCUAUGGUCUCAGUCAUGCAGCAUUGCACCAGAACCUGACUCCAGGCUUCUCCACAACCAUGCCCAGCCCCUUGCAACCAGUUCUGCCUCUCCCUCAGGAUCCUUCCACCGCCCUGGUGGUACUGCCUACCGAACCAGCAGCCCACCCUGCCACCCAUCACCUUGAUGUAAUGGAGCAGCAGGGAUUGUGGCCCUCCGUUUAUGGAGCCCGAGGGCCCACCUCACACAUGCAGCAUCCUGCUGUCUAUUCUCGAUCCCAGUUUCUACGGCAACAGGAACUCUAUGCGCUGCAGCAGCAUCAGCACCAGCAGCAUCGUGCAGCGCAGGUGAUGGAGCUAGUGCACAGACACAGUCACUCACAGAGGAAACCUGAGGAUUCAGAUCCAGGCAGUUUCUCGUCUGAGCUCCGUACGACCAAGCACUCUAAGCCUUUCUCUGUUGGCCCCUCAACUAAACCGCCCCCCAUCUCCUCGUCCCUGGGGGGCUGUGCCUCUCGUCUUUCACCCUGCUGUCGCUCACCUGCCCCACGGUCCCACCUCAAGAGUACACCCUGCACGCCCUGUCCUGAACCAAGCCCAGCCGUGACUGCCCCUCGUUCCCCGGCGCUGAGCCCCCACGCAGCCCCCCACCACCUGCCAAAACCUGCCGAGUCCCAGGACAAGAGGGGAGAGGGGCAACCGCCCCAGGACUACCCUCAGUCGCUGGAGCCUGAUCUCCCUCCUGGCUAUACUUACCCUGCCAUCGCCAGGGGUUACAAGGGUGGCCCCUCACCCCAAGAGGUCCAAUUGGCUGAGCAUGCUGACUUGGAGGCAGAGCAAGCAGAACCUGCUGAACCUGCACCACAGCCCCUCCCCCUCUCUCAAAUCGGGGAGGAGCCUGAUUGCCACAAUGGAGUGGAAUCUCCUACUGGAACACCCCAAGAAGUUGAGGAAGAUGAUGGGGUGAUAGAAGCUGAAGGAGAGGUGGAUGACGGUCAGAAUCGGGUGACCUGCUGCCCUGUUCCACUCUCGCAAACUUCCCUUUGCCCCGUUACUGAUUCUACGGUAGCAGACCCCAUUCCAGAUACAGUGACCAUGAUCCCUGAAAAUGAAACUAGUGAAAUGGAAAUUCCGGCACCAUCUGAAGACCUCAAAGAGCAGGAUGGGGUUCUACAGGAUCCAAUCCAGGGUUCUUUGACCACCUUCCGGGAUUCUCAGUGUAUGGAGCCUACCGUGACUGACCCAGAGAGGACAGUAGAGGACAAUUGUGAUUCACCCAGUAACCCAGUAGAGACCACCAAUCCAUCACCACCCCCCUUCCUGUGCCCCGUGCCGUCUGCCCUGGGAAAUCAGUACCAAGGCAGCUGCAUUUGGAGCUUGGAGCUGCUCAUAGCAGCAGCGCUGUGUGCCACCCGAGAUGCCCGCAUGGUGGCCCCUGUGUCUGUAUCUGCUGACACGGUGGCCCCUAAUUAUGGCAUAGAAUUACUAAGUGAACUGGCAGAGUUGGAGCGAACCCAACAGCAGAGGAACAACACGGUGGAGAAUGCAGAAGAAGACAUGUUGACCUUUGACCUCCAAAGUUUGGCAACUCUUGCUGCUGCUCGCGCCUUGGAGCUGGCCCCGCCCAUCACUGCAGACUCAGUCCCACCCCUCCGAAGAAUCCUUAAUCUGCGCAGGAAGUGCAAUUGGACGCCACGCCCCGAACCGGUGUGUCCUGUUAAGGCUACCAUGGAAACGCUGGAUCAAGAUGAGCUAGCGAUGCGCAUGCGGCUGGCAGAACUGCAACGGCGCUACAAGGAAAAACAGAGAGAGCUGGCCAAGUUACAGAGAAAACAUGACCACCAGAAAGAGGAGACCUCACGGAGUCCAGCUCGUCGAGGGCCUGGAAGGCCACGGAAGCGCAAGUCCACAUCGGCACCCCCAAUCCCCACGGAUGACCCUAAAAAAGUCAAGUCGAUUGGAGUGGGGGCGGGGCUAGGCCUGCUGACAGAGGAGGAGUUGGCUGGGGGUGGAGACCGGAAAAGGAUGAAGAGGAUGUCCAGUAGCCCUUACCACCAUCUUAACAACACACAGAUGAAGGCUCACUGUAGGCCAAGAGGCAGACCAAGACUGCUAAGCACUAAGUUUAAGCAGAAAGCCUGUUCACAACUGAAGCAGAAAGCCAAAGUCAAGCAUGGAUCCAGACUGGUGAACUUGUUAUGUCACAGAGAAAGCAAUACAUCAAACACCAUCACAGAACAUCUAUCCAGAGAUCACAAUGGAAAUCAAGAAGAACACACACAUAGUAACAAAACUGGAGAGCACAGUGACACAGCAGGCAGUGGGGCAGCAGUCCACCAGGGAUCAGAUGAGAAGCAGACUCUGAUGAGAAGAGGCGCAAGGUCAAAGGCCAUCCUGAGCUCCUCAACCCUGCCAACUCGAACUAAGCAGCUGCUACGCAAUACACUUGUGACCAAUAGCAAGUUUGAAGCUCCAGAGAAGGGCAUCUCGCAGUUGGACAGCAACACAGAGGAGGAAGAUGACGGCAUCUAUAAUAGCGAGAAUGGGGCAGAGGGCAUCAAGAAUCUAUCAUCUAAAGAGCAACUGUCGGGAGCCAGCCGGCCUUCAGAGUGCUCCAUCGUACAGCUUGAAGCCAAUCAGAAAGCCAAGAACAACAUGGAAAGACAAGGAUUCGGGUCUGUGAAUGUGUCCCUCUCUAAAGAAGAGGUAAGGAUGAGAAGAAAGGCCCCCUGUAGGCCAGUCCUCGUCAGUGCUGACAAUAACCACUCAGAAUUGGAGGAGGGAAGAAGAUUGAAUGGCCCCAAGUGGAGAGAGGGGUCAAGGGAACACACCUUUGACCACACUAGGUUCCUCAAGACCUCAUCCAAUCCACGAGAGCGGGCCACCAGGAAGACUGCAAUGCUUCUCGGCAAGAGGAAGAGCUGUUGGUUUGAAACGCUAUGUUCUCAGUAUGAUGACAUCACUUGGAGCAGACGAAUAAGAAACAAGCAGCAGGCUAAGGGCCACGCAGUCAGUCGUUUGCUUCAGAGCUUUGCUGCCGAUGAGGGAUUCCAUAUGGAUGAUGACAACAGCUUCUCAGAGGGCGAAGAAGAGGAGGAGGAACCAGAGUUGGUGGGCAGUGCCCUACCGGCCCCGGCCAACUGCACUCUCACCAAAGAAAUACUGAGGGACGGACUGAAAGUGUUAAUCUCAAAAGAGGACGAGUUACUGUAUGCUGCCUAUGUACAUACACUGGACCUGCCUGAUAUCUACAGUGUUGUCGUUGAUGGAGAGCGAGGUAACAGGCCGAGGGUCUACUCUCUGGAACAGCUGCUUCAAGAAGCGGUUUUGGAUGUACAGCCAGAGACGGUGGAAACUUUGACAGCUGGAACAAGAGUGUGCGCCUACUGGAGUGAACGUUCACGCUGUCUGUAUCCUGGAUAUGUCCGUAGAGGAGGUCCAGGUGAGGAACAGAAGGAGGGCAGUGUCAUGGUGGAGUUUGAUGAUGGCGACCGGGGAUGGAUUUCUCUCUCAAGCAUUCGGCUGCUUCCGCCAGGCUACCAAAUUCACUGUGCAGAGCCAUCACCAGCCCACCUGGUCUCGCCUACCUGCCGCAGGAGGAAGAGCUCCACUCAAGGGAAGAUAGCUCGGCAGACUGAUGUGUCCUCAGAGCGAUCCGCUAACGCAGAGACCAGAACUUUUUUUGUUAAAGGCAAGCCAGGAAGGCCAAAAUCAACCAAUUCAUCAUCAAAGAGCUGUAUGUCAGAGAAUGUGACAGGGACAGCUUCUCCUCUUCUUGGCUGGCCUGUUGCUGCCAUGUCCAGAAGGAAACCUUCCACGGAUUUCUUCCAGUUUAAUGGGUUAACCAAGAGAGCUCUAAGGGCAAAGGAAUCAGACAUGCUCCCCUUACUUAGCUCAACCAUGGCCACCCCAGCCAAAGGGAUCUUCAGCACUUCCUUUGAGGUAGAUUCCUUCAGCAGCAUUGCAAAUGGUUGCACAUCCUUUGGAAAUCAGCAGCUGACGACAGGCCUGUCCCUUGGUCAUAAGAAUAUCUCUAGUUUACGUGGUAGAAAGACAGCAGACAGGAAGGAAUUUCUGGUCAAACUAGACCAUGAAGGGGUCAUGUCUCCCAAGACUAAGAAUGGAAAAGCAUUGUUACUCCUUGGAAGUCCAGAGGUGCAGAGUUCUAGAGGUGGGCGAAUGGAGAAGAGCUUCGGAGCCAAAGGAAUAAGGGAACUGACCUCAACGAUGGGCUACUCUCAGUCUGUUCUUCUAGUCAAAGAUGCCAAAAGGAACAGUGGCCAUCUUCUCAAAGGUUCAUCAGACAUUCGUAAGCACUCUCAGGGUCUGGGGCUUAGUGAAUAUGCAGAUUAUGGGCCGAACUGCCACAGCGACUGCCUAAGCUCCUAUUCAGAUAUGGAUGAGGAUGAAGACGAGGAGGAAGAUGCUAGAAGAGCAGCAAUGCACACAACUGGAAGCUUUCUGUCUCGUCUCUCUGUUUCGUCGUCAUCCUCAGGGUCCUCCAGUGCAUCUAGUUCAGGCUCGUUGUCCAGCUCCAGCAUCUGCUCUUCUGACAAUGACUCGUCCUACAGUUCAGAUGAAGAAGAGGCAUCACAGCUUCUCCUACAGGGUUGCCUGUCCACUCAUCAUAGAUUGCUUCAACAACAGCAGCAUCCUGAGCCUCCUACUGCCCCUCCACGUAACACUUUUGGAGCUAAAACCAUGAGUAUUUCUAACUCAAAGGCUGCAGUUAAUAGUAGUACAGGGAAACCUUCAAGAAGAAAGGAGAUUGCCAACAAUUCUGCCACUGUAGUACAGUACAAAUCUUCCAAAGACUUUCCUAAGAAGCAGAAGAUACCAUCUACAGAUGGUCCACCCAACGCGUCCACAUUCUUGCCAGGGCGGCAGCUAUGGAAGUGGUCUGGGAACCCAACUCAGAGACGAGGUUUGAAAGGAAAAGCAAGGAAACUCUUCUACAAGGCCAUUGUUCGGGGCAAAGACACAGUCCGAGUUGGUGACUGUGCAGUGUUCCUCUCUGCUGGCCGACCUCACCUUCCCUUCAUUGGCCGCAUUGAGAGUCUAUGGGAAUCGUGGUCCAGCAACAUGGUAGUUAAAGUAAAGUGGUUCUACCACCCUGAGGAGACCAAACUUGGCAAAAGGCACCGGGAUGGGAAGCAUGCCCUUUACCAAAGUUCCCAUGAGGAUGAAAAUGAUGUCCAAACCAUCUCCCAUAAGUGCCAGGUGGUGAGCCGAGCUGAAUAUGAGCUUCUCAGCCGGAUCAGAAAACCGAAUAGUAACAGUCAGGAUCUCUACUACCUGGCUGGAACUUAUGACCCCACCAGUGGCCAACUAGUAACAGCCGAGGGAGAGUCAAUCAUCUGCUAGUGUUUGAAAAUAGCAGGAUGCACUACUGAAAUCAUAAUUUCUCUUUGGGGGAUACCAGAAAUGGCUGACAAUCAGGCCGAGAUACGAAGCUAGCAUGAUGUUGAAAGUGACCUAAACCCACAGCCAUGGGUUCUGCAGCAACUUUCAUCUCCACUCUUAGUCAUUGAAGUAAUGGUGUAUUAUUGAAUGAAUUGUGGAGAGGACAACUCGUAGUGAUUGCUCUAUGAAGGCUCUACAGACAUAGAAUGUUUUAUUAUUAUUAUUAUUGUUAUUAUUAUUAUUAUUAUUAUUAUUAUUAUUAAUUUGUGAAAAUGGUAAGGCACUGUAUUUGUUCAGAGUAGGACAUUUAGAAAGAUAAACAUGGACUGUAUUGUUGGAUUUGCAGAGAGAUCUUUUGUAAAGAUCUUAACUGGUUAUACACAUCAAACUGAUGUCACCAGGACUUUUGAUUUCCCAGCAGGACCAAAUACACUGUUACUAUGAGCUGUGGUAUGAUCUGUUUGUUUGUGUGUUUGCGUGGAUGAGGUGGUACUUCUUUGCUGUAUGCAAAUUUGUGAAAAACCAAGUGCGUACGUAAAGAUCAUCCAAAAAAAUCAAACAGGAAUAGGCGUGAUUAGAAGGCCUAACUGGUGUUCUUCUUAAUUCAGUGAUGCUCUCACAGGUGUACAGUCUAAUGACCUCUUUUGACAAUUCCAGGGAUUGUUUUUAUUUUUUUAUUUUCUCUUCUUUUUGACGCUCAGAUAACAGAAAGUCAAUAUAUAAACAAGUCAGUUAAUGAUCUGAUAAUUGUGUGUAAACAAACAAAAGGAAUGAUUUUUCCAGUCAAGCCAUACAUUUCUGUACCUAUUGCUUCUCAUUCAGGUGUAUAGUUUUACAAUUGAUUUGUUUGAUGUGUGUAAAUAUAUAAAUAUAUAAAUUAAUAUUAAAAACAACAAACUGUAAAUAUAAUAUAAAUGAAGAGAGAGCUCUAUUUCUCUUUAUUGCUCUUGAUUGUGUAAUUUUUUUGGUUGGUUAAAUAAUAAUGGCUGUUUUGUUUGAUCGGGAGGUUUACUUCAUAGACAGGCUUGAUUCUUAGUUACUGAAAACCCUCCUCACUCAUGUAGAUGAGGAGGUUUGGGAAAGGUUUUACAUGCAGAGCAAACAGUAGAACCGACACCAUGCAGUCCAGUCAGCAACUUGGUGAUAAAGUGGAAAAAGGCUGUCUGUGUCCUCUUCAUUAUUAUCUUUUUUUUUCUUUUGCAGUUUGAUUUAGCUUUGAAAGGAUUCUUUUUUUUUUUUUUCUAUUGUAUUUCAUUGUCUCUGUGAUCUAAUCGGAAACAAUUUGAACAAAUAACAUUAAAAGCUCUCAUCUGUGUUAAAAACACUAUUGUACUUAGUAUUGCUUAGUAUAAAUCUGGCCUCCAAAAUGUUGAACCAAAGUAUGUCUGUGGAAUUGCUAUACAUUCAACUGCAAUAAAUUUGUAGACUUACAAACUAAGGGCACUUGCAAUGUUUUUUUGCCUGAUGUACUUUAGAUGACUGACAACUAAUUGUGCAAAUAGCUUUCAGAAUGCUUUUGUGUUGCCUAAACACCUGAAACGUUCUCAGUCGUCCAAGGACUUUGUGUUUGCAAGGGGUGGGAAUGAAAAUGCAAGCGUGGGCAGACACUUCCAGCACUUGAAGCCUCCUGCAGUCCUAUGUCUUGUGAUCAUGAAGGACAAUCAUAGCCUGUUAGAAAGGGCAGUUUAAAACAGAUCAAAUCUAAAAUACUGUAUUGCCUCUUGUCACUUUUCUUCCUGCUUUGCCAAAAAUUGUUCUGUUUCUUUUUUCAUUGUCAACGUUGUACGCUUAUUUGUUCAAUAUGCAAGCCUGUACAGAUUGUUCCGUGUUGGAAUUGUGAAAAAAAGGAUAAAUAUGCCUUUUAAUCCUAAAGGAUGACUUACUUUUUUAAUGACAUUGUUGCUGUUACACUGCAGAAGCUAAAGCUUUAAGAAAUAUGAUGUGAAAAUUAAUGUAAUGUCACUUUCUGGGUCUAUAAAAAAAUUUGAAAAAGAAAGAAAAAGAUAAAUUUUAUUUUUGUAAACAAACACUGGAUUCAAUGCUUGAUACACUGGCACCACCAGGGUGCCAGGAAGUUGGUCAAGCCUCAAAGGAAUUAGAAUCAUUGUGUUACCUUAAUUUGAGACCCACUAGGAACUGAUUUUUAUGGUGGAUGUUCUUUUUGACCUUGUGGGGAAUAUAAAUCUUAAGAUAUUUCCACUGUUAAAACAUGUUAUUUAUCUUAAUUUUAUUGCAUUCGUGUUGCAUUUAAUAAAUAAAUAAAAAAUCU
This is a messenger RNA of Myxocyprinus asiaticus (Chinese sucker), 13171 nucleotides long. RefSeq names its product BAH and coiled-coil domain-containing protein 1-like. The coding region runs from base 2758 to 10863 and encodes 2701 amino acids. The transcript is spliced from 29 exons. NCBI's taxonomy places the organism in Eukaryota, Metazoa, Chordata, Actinopteri, Cypriniformes, Catostomidae. The record is from RefSeq and is a predicted model, not a curated record. Gene Ontology annotation, molecular function: chromatin binding.